Closterium sp. Naga37s-1 is the source of this 909-nucleotide messenger RNA. The record is from the annotation of a GenBank genome assembly. NCBI's taxonomy places the organism in Eukaryota, Viridiplantae, Streptophyta, Zygnematophyceae, Desmidiales, Closteriaceae.
AUGUUGAAGGAUACGGUGGGACCGUUUGCUGCGGAUGACACCAGGAGGUCGCUGGAGAAGAAGUUGGCUUUGUUGAGCUUCCGGACCCUGGAGGACAAUGCGUCAGGGGAGGCAAGUGCUACAGAGCGAGGGAAAGAGAAAGAGGCUGAGGGUGACGCGCCGGCUGCUGAAGUCCGUGUGGAUCCUGUGGAGGAAGAUGAUGAAGAUGAGAUAGAAGACGAUGGUUAUUUGAGCGACGAUCCGGAGGAGCGUCUGGAUCCUGUUCGAGCCGGGGAGAUCGCGGCACUUGCGGGUUACACGCUUACCCUUUUGAUUCCGGUGGAGUUUGAGAAGGAGGUCCCGCGAACCAUGGAUACAAUGAAGGAGUUGCUGAUUGUGUGGAAGAAGGCGCUGUCGCCGCAUGCGCAGAAGACAACGAAGAUGCAGACCCUGCUGUCGGCUUACCUGUCGAAGAAGCGUUUUGGGAGGAUGCAGGUUACCUUCCGGGAGGCCGCGGAUGCGAACUACGUCUGGUGCCGGCGUGUGGAACACAUUUGCGCGGAUGGGAAGACUAAGCUGAUCCUGAACUGGCAGCAUCCGGAGAACCCGCUGUACAUCAAGGAGCGCGCGCAGAACAAGGAGGCUGUGGAGGUGCUGCUGAAGGAGGUUCCCGCUGAGAUCUCGCCGGAUAUGAUCUACAAGCUCCUCGUCACUACACCGCUGGAGAAGCGUGGCCGUCCACCGUACCAGGUUGGCGCGGCUUUUCAUCGGGAAGCGUGUGUGAAGGCGAAGGGGUCCAGUUUCUCUCAGGCGAUGUCCCAUGUGCGCUCUGUCCAGCACUGCACCGCGAUCCUGAAAGGGGGGGAUGCUACGCGUGCAAGCAGGGGGAAGGUGAACCUGACGGCGAUCCGCAAGGAGUUCGCGCUGUGA